Molecule: messenger RNA, 6391 nt
Organism: Eublepharis macularius
Lineage: Eukaryota; Metazoa; Chordata; Lepidosauria; Squamata; Eublepharidae
Gene: SEC24A
Product: SEC24 homolog A, COPII coat complex component
Exons: 23
Coding region: 74-3373 (1099 amino acids)
Biological process (GO): intracellular protein transport; COPII-coated vesicle cargo loading; endoplasmic reticulum to Golgi vesicle-mediated transport
Cellular component (GO): COPII vesicle coat; endoplasmic reticulum exit site
Molecular function (GO): SNARE binding; zinc ion binding
Source: RefSeq, a predicted model, not a curated record
GUGCCUCCCAGCCCUCCCCUCCGGGCGUGGUGCUGGGGCCGGGCCUGCAGUCACUGAGUCCCCUGCCGCCGCUAUGGCCCAGCCGGGGAGACCCGCGUAUGGCACUCAGAACGGGGCUGAGCAGCCGCAGCCCUAUAGCAACGGUCCUGUGCAAAGCCCAGUGAUGAAUUCAUCACAUCUGUCAGAUGGACAAGCAUUUAAUUCUUGGGUUCCAGGUGUGUAUUCCCAGCAAACAACAACAAAGAAUCCUCUGCAUACAUCUGCUGGACUGUAUAACUAUGGUAGCUCACAGCAAGUUUCAUCUUUUAGUAAUUAUCAGGGACCUGGGCAGACUCUUAAUAGACCACCUACUGGAUCUUCUAUGGCAGCAAUACAGCCUAGACCUGUUGCCCAAAUGCCUGCUCCAUUGCAAAACUCAGCUGCUGUAUCAACCUCUUCUGGUAGCUUUCCUUCUGGAGUUAAUUUCCCAGCACCCUCAAACUGGCAGUAUGGGCAGACUCCUUUGAAUCGGCCAACAGCUGGCUCUCAAGCAAACCAUUUUGCUCACCCAGCAGCAGCAAUGCAGCCAUUGCUGUCAUCGUCAGGGAAUACAAAUCAACCCACAAGCUAUCAUUAUGUUUCUUCUCCUGGAGGUCCACCAGUUCAAAACAGCUACACAAAGCCAGGUUCUGUUCCUCUACCAUUUAAUCAGCCGACGUAUACACCAAUUCGACCUCCUUUAGGACCUCCUCCAGCUUCUAUACAGCCAUCAGCCCCCCCUUCAGCUCCACUAGCAAGUAUUGCAUCACAAGCUGCACAGAAUUCAGCAACAAAGCAAGAAGCAGGUGAUGCUUCAUCCACUGCCAGCGAUGGAUCACUGGUCCAGAAUAAUUAUGAUACAAUAGAAGGAGGUGGCUUCUCAGCAACCACACAUACCCCUUCUGCUCCUCCUAAUCUUAAAACAAAUAGACAUGUUGGGAGUACUUAUCCCAGCUUGCCUCCAGGCUACCAAAAUGCAUCUCCACUUGGAGCUCCAAGAAUGUCGUCCCCAGGGAUGCAAUAUUCAUGUGGACCGCAACAGUUUCCUCAGCCUGGUAUGGGAACUAAUAACUUAGCUGCAUCUAUGGGUGGAUUGAGUCUUCAUCAAGAAGGAUUAAGAUCUAUCAACCUUCUUCAAGACAGAAAUAUACUUCCUGCAACUCCCCUGCAGGCACCUGUCCCAAAUUUGCAUGAAGAUAUUCAGAAGCUGAACUGUAAUCCAGAGUUGUUCCGAUGUACCUUGACUAACAUUCCUCAAACUCAGGCCUUAUUGAACAAAGCCAAACUUCCUUUGGGGCUCCUGCUUCAUCCUUUCAAAGACCUAUCGCAACUGCCGGUAGUAACUUCCAGCACAAUUGUGAGGUGUCGUAGCUGCAGGACGUAUAUCAAUCCUUUUGUCAGCUUUCUUGACCAAAGGAGAUGGAAAUGCAACUUAUGUUACAGAGUGAAUGAUGUUCCUGAGGAAUUCAUGUACAAUCCCGUGACAAGAGUUUAUGGAGAACCUCAUAAAAGACCUGAGGUUCAAAAUGCUACAAUUGAAUUUAUGGCUCCCUCUGAAUACAUGCUACGUCCACCUCAACCUCCUGUGUACCUCUUUGUAUUUGAUGUGUCUCAUAAUGCAAUAGAAACGGGAUACUUGAACACUGUAUGCAAGACCUUGCUGGACAAUCUAGAUUUACUCCCAGGAAAUACUAGAACAAAAAUAGGCUUUAUAACCUUUGACAGUACAAUCCAUUUCUAUAGCCUUCAGGAAGGUCUCUCUCAACCUCAGAUGUUAAUCGUUUCAGAUAUUGAAGAUGUGUUUAUACCAAUGCCUGAGAACCUACUAGUAAACUUAAAUGAAAGCAAAGAGCUAAUUCAAGAUUUACUAAGAACCUUGCCUCAGAUGUUCACCAACUCCUUGGAAACACAGAGUGCUUUGGGACCAGCACUGCAGGCUGCCUUUAAAUUGAUGUCCCCUACUGGUGGUCGAAUUUCUGUCUUCCAGACACAGCUUCCAUCUGUUGGAGUGGGUGCACUCAAACCCCGUGAAGAGCCUAACCAAAAAGCAUCUGCAAAGGAUAUACAUCUUACGCCAUCUACUGACUUCUAUAAAAAGUUGGCCUUGGAUUGCUCAGGACAGCAAGUUGCAGUUGACUUGUUUCUUCUCAGUGGGCAGUACUCUGAUUUGGCUUCAUUAGGGUGUAUAUCAAGGUAUUCAGCGGGUAGUGUCUAUUACUACCAAUCUUACCAUCACCAACAGAAUCCUCCUCUGGUGGAGAAAUUACAGAAAGAACUUAAGCGAUACUUGACUAGGAAGAUUGGCUUUGAGGCUGUUAUGAGGAUAAGAUGUACCAAAGGUCUUUCCAUUCAUACCUUUCAUGGCAACUUUUUUGUACGGUCAACAGACUUACUGUCAUUACCUAAUGUGAACCCUGAUGCAGGAUAUGCUGUACAAAUGUCAGUGGAAGAGAGUUUGACAGACAUGCAAGUGGUCUGUUUUCAGUCUGCCCUCCUUUAUACAUCUAGUAAAGGUGAAAGGAGAAUUCGUGUCCAUACACUGUGCUUACCGGUUGUUAACCAGCUGAGCGAUGUUUAUAUGGGUGCUGAUGUGCAAGCUAUUAUUGGGCUUUUAGCCAAUAUGGCUGUUGACCGGUCAGUUUCUGCUAGUCUGAAUGAUGCUCGAGAUGCGUUGGUGAAUGCUGUAAUAGAUUCCCUUUCUGCAUACCGAUCCUCUGUCUUGACUAUUCAACAGCCUGGUCUCAUGGCUCCCUUCUCAUUACGUCUCUUCCCGCUAUAUGUACUGGCUCUGUUAAAACAGAAAGCAUUCCAGACUGGUACAAACACGCGUUUAGAUGAUCGCAUCUUUACCAUGUGUCAAGUGAAAAACCAACCUUUAGUGUACCUCAUGCUUAUGAUGCAUCCUGCUCUGUACAGAAUUGACAAUCUCACAGAUGAGGGAGCCCUUAACAUCAGUGACAGAACAAUACCUCAGCCACCCAUUCUUCAAUUAUCUGUGGAGAAAAUAAAUAGGGAUGGUGCUUACCUUAUGGAUGCCGGAUCUGUCAUGUUUUUAUGGAUUGGAAAGAAUUGUGGACAGAACUUCAUCAACCAUGUCCUUGGAGUUCCAAACUAUGCAUCGAUAACGCACAAUAUGGCACAUCUCCCAGAGCUUGAUACAACUGAAUCUUCAAGAGUGCUUGCUUUUAUCUCUUGGUUGAGAGAGCAAAGGCCGUUCUUCCCUACAUUGUAUAUAAUAAGGGAUGAAAAUCCAUGGAAACCAAUUUUCCUACAGAACAUGAUAGAAGACAGAACAGAAUCUGCCUUAUCAUACUAUGAGUUCCUUUUGCAUAUUCAGCAGCAAGUGAACAAAUGAGCCUUUCAUUUACAUGGUUCAUUUUCUUCUACAGAACACUUAUGUUUGUAAUGCCCCUGUUCAGGUUUGGACAUGAUACAGUUGAUAAGAAUCUCACUGUGAUUUUUCUAAAAUAGCAAGGCGAAUAAAGGACCAUAACUUGGAAACAAAUGUCCAACUACAUGAUAGUGUACUUAAAAUAUAUUUGAACAAGUUGUAUGCCUUUAAUUUGCUGCAAACAUUUCACGAAAUAAUUGCAGUAUGUGAUAUAAAGGCAAUAUUGAAGGGGUAAAACCUUUACAAACCAGGUUUUUGUUCAGAUUACUAUAUUUCUAACUUUUUAUUUUUCUGCUUUGUGUUUUGCUGCUAGAUUUAUGACCUUCCAAAACUGAGUUGCAGGGAAACUAUAUUAUCUUUAUUCUAUAAUAUAUAUCACUAACUUAAAAAAAUUAAAAGAACAAUGAAGCAAUUCAUUGUGAAGUGAACAAAUAUAAUAUUUAAUUUAGUUUCCACUGCUUUUUAAAAUGGAUUAUGAUGAACAAGCAAAGUGAACUUGAAGUGGUCUAAUUUGAUUAAAAAUAAAUGUGAAAUAGUUCAUUUAAAAAACUUUUAGGGUGCAUCAGGAUCCUAGUAUAAAGAGAUCAAUGAACUUGCAUUAUGUCCAUUAAGAAUUAUAAUUAAGUGGCCUGAUUCAGCUGCACAAAUGGUGAAUACAGACUCUAGUUUUGGAUGUUAUCAUGGUGUAUGUAGUCUUUAAUUCAUUCAUUGAAAGUAAAUAGGGGAACAGAAAAUACAACUAAAACUCAUGACAUACUUAUGGAUUACAUUUGAUUAAAAUUAAGUCACUUUAUAUUGGAUUUCCUAUGAAAAGCUUACCAGUGAUGCAAAUCCCAUAACCUUAACUAUUAAAAGCUGUUCUGAACAUUUGAUUUGACAUCCACAGAGACAUCCUAGCAGAAGUAAUGUUGCCAUUUAAAACAUUCUUUCAGAGAAGGGUUUUCUGGCUUUAAGGGGGAAGGUGUGCUUGUUUUCAGAAAGCCCACUUAACUAAAACAGUCAUGAAACCCAACUUCUGCAUAGUAUAUCUACAUACAAUAAAUGUUUUACUCAUGCCCUGGAAAUGUCUGUAGAUUAAAUCAUGACAAAUAGUAUCUGUUUUAUUAUGUGUCUGUAUAAAAUACCAUGCAAGCAACCUGCAUCAGUAACAUCUUUUUAAAAAUGAUAUAACUUGUAGCUGGCAUAAAUUUCUACUCUUCCUCUUACUCCAGGCUCUUCAAGAGUUGAGAAGUGGUAAUAUUUUCCACUGCACUUUCUCCUUAGCACUCCCUUUUAGUAAUCCUUCACAGCCAUUUUCAGGCCAUUGCUUCUGUUCAGCUGUUAGUGAUUUAACAGAAGUUGCCUCAGUGCCAGGUAUGGGUAAGAAGUAUCGGCACAAAAAGCCACUAAAGUUCUCUGAUGAGCUGUGGUUUUUAUAAACCAGCAUUUUGAAUCAGAAUAUCUACUCAUAUAUAUGUUUAACCACAUUGUCUGCUAAACUAUGCAGUCUGUGGCCUGUGAAAAGUUACUUACAGAAUUGUCAUGUUGCAGUGGAAAAAGUCUCUAUUUAAAAGAAUUAAAAUACCCUUGUUGAAACUUGUUACAUUGAAAUACUUCAUCAGUGGUGUCACCUUGUAGAAGCUGUAAUUUUUUUCCCCAGCAUUUGUCAUCAGAACUGGUAAUGAACUUCAGGAGUGUAUGAUCAUGUGAUGUGUACUGGAAAACUAUCCACUGAUUGUCUCAACACAACCAAAGCCUGAAUGUUUAUGUUAGCAAUGUUCUCUUGAAUCUUCAAAACAAAACUAAACACAAUCAUUCCAAUCUGGCAAGAGCGAUCCACAGACAAAAAUGAGGCAUCUGCACAUAGAUUACCUUUCUGGUUCAGAAAUGUACAUGCCCACAUGAAGAAAACACAUCCAGCACCAAUGAGUGAUUGUGUGCAGCAGCAUUAACCCAAUGCUGAACAGAUGGUGCUGGCCGUUUUCUCAGCACUCCCUGUGUGGGGAGGUCUUUGUGUGCAACAGCAUGUUCUAUAUAAACUUUGGUUUGCAAUGGAGGAGGGGGUGCUGUGGACUCAUUACCUGCAGAUGAGCCAGCAUAAUGGUUUUGUUUAAACUACUCUGUGACUGAGAAAUUUAUUUCAUGACGAAUAUCUCUACCUUCUGUUUAAAAAAAAAAAUCAAGAGCCAUGAGCACAUAUUACUGUCAGAGAAGAAUGCUCUUUGAAAUGUCCAUAUGUUUUGCAAUACUGUAUUUUCUUAUUUUAUUCCUUGUAAUGGGGAAAAUGUCAUCUGGUUCAACUUGCAUUACUUUUUAAUAAUGGGGAUUGUAGGGCAGACUUACAUGUAAGACUGCCUGUACUGUGCUGUAGGUUAUAUGUAUUUUAAUGUCUACAGCGGCUUACUAGGCAAAGGUGGCCCAGAUACUCACAUCUUAGCAUGGCAGUCCACAACAGAUUUUCUCUAUUUUUCUAGUUUUAAGAUUUUUUUAAAACAAUAGUUCAGUAUGAUUGGUGAAUAUGUUGAAUUCAGUCAGCAUCAGAAAAAUCCAUUUUAAGUAGCAUUUGCUUUUCUGUAAUUUAAUAACUUACAUUUGAGCCAACCUUGACGGUUUUUGCAAUAAUCAGGAUGAAAUUUACAUUUAUUCAGAAUUUUACAGGAUAUGUCAUCAGAUGCAAAAUGGCUGUUAAGGGACCGUCAAAUGUGACAAAGCUUCUGUUCACUAGUUACUGAUUAAAUCCUUAUAGUAAAUUUGAUUUUGUAAAGUAGUGUAAAAUAUUGUAAUAUUAAUCCUUGUUUUCUGAACUCAGACAUUGAUCUUCAGUGUGAAUUUGUAAACCAUGUCCUUCUGAACUGGAGGCAAGGUUUUACUUGUUCCCCUUUUUACAGUUUGUAAUUUUCACUGUUUUAUUCCUGUAAAAAGUCAUUUGUAACACAUGCAAAUGCUUAUUUUAGCUGUGCUAAUUUAUCGAAUUUGGCUAUUCAAUAAAAUUAAUUGAAAGAG